UUUAGUUAUUCUGAAACUCGACGCGCGCACUUAUCAUUCUUUCGUAUUACAUUUCUCAACUUUGCAAUAAAUAAUGACCUCGAGUGUAGAUUCAAAGCAUACCGAAUUAAACGGCGAGUUAUCUUCAUGUCCGUACAAAAAGUAUAAAAUGGAUAAUAAUAGAGUGACUGUUGUUUUGGGUGCUCAAUGGGGAGACGAGGGCAAGGGAAAAGUUGUGGAUUUAUUAGCUUUAAAUUCAGACGUCGUUUGCCGCUGCCAGGGUGGCAAUAAUGCUGGACACACGGUCGUGGUCAACGGCAAGGAGUUUGAUUUUCAUUUAUUGCCGAGUGGCAUCAUCAACCAGAAAUGCACCUCUGUAAUCGGUAAUGGCGUAGUGAUCCACCUGCCUGGCCUCUUUGAGGAGUUGAAGAAGAACGAGCUGAAGGGCAUGGAAGGAUGGAAGGAUCGGCUCAUCAUUUCAGAUCGUGCGCAUUUGGUGUUCGACGUUCACCAGCAGGUGGACGGCCUUCAAGAAGCAGAAAAAGGGAAAAACUCUUUAGGGACAACUAAAAAGGGCAUUGGGCCGACUUACUCAUCUAAAGCCAGUCGUAACGGCAUUAGAAUUGGUGACCUGCUUGGCGACUUCAGUAUAUUUGAGGAGAAAUUCAGAACUCUCACGGACAAUUACAAACGCAUGUUCCCGUCUCUGGAGGUGGAUGUUGACAGUGAACUGGUCAGGUAUCGCAAGUAUGCUGAGCAGAUCCGACCAUUGGUGCGAGACACCGUGUCUUACUUGCACAAGGAGAUCAGAAAUGGAAAGAAGGUGCUAGUGGAGGGCGCCAACGCCGCCAUGUUGGAUAUUGACUUUGGUACAUAUCCGUAUGUGACGUCAUCGAACUGCAGUAUCGGCGGCGUAUGCACCGGGCUAGGGUUGCCGCCGAGCGUCAUUGGCGACGUGCUGGGCGUAGUGAAGGCGUACACCACGCGCGUGGGCGACGGGCCUUUCCCCACGGAACUACAUGACGAGACGGGGCAGCUGCUGCAGUCGCGCGGGCAUGAGGUGGGCGUGACGACGCGGCGGGUGCGGCGGUGCGGCUGGCUCGACCUGGUCGUCGUGCGGUACACCGCCCUCGUCAACGGUUACACCUCCUUGUGCUUGACCAAGUUGGACAUCCUAGAUACAUUGAAGGAGAUCAAGAUCGGCGUAGCGUAUAAGUCAAAUGGAAAGAAAAUUGACUAUUUCCCCUCUUCAAUGGCUGAGCUUAGCAAAGUAGAGGUGGAGUAUGUGACAGUACCGGGCUGGGCGUGCAGUAUAGAGGAUGUUCGGAAAAUGGACAAGUUGCCGGAACAGGCGAGGAACUAUGUCAAGGUCAUCGAAGACUACCUGCAAAUACCUGUUAAAUACAUCGGCGUCGGUCAAGGUCGGGAGUCCAUCAUCAAUGCGGAUUAACACAGGCGGAUAUGACGUCACUUUCCGAUAAUAUUAAUUCAGUUAAUAACGAUACUUAAUUAAGCGCCGUUGUAGCGAGUUAGUUGAAUGCGCAGAAGUAAAUCGGGGGAUAAAGGCUUCUAUAGUAUUGUUUGGGCUUGCGCAGAUGGAUUACAGAUUUCAGCUUACCUGAUUCUAACUUGUCAACGUACUUUUGGUAUAAAGAACAUUAUGUGCAUCAAAAAUAUACUGAAAAGUUAAAUAUAAAAAUACAAAGUGCUAGAGACCAUUUUUUUCUUUGUAAAAAAGGUGUUUCUUUUUUUUAUUUUUAUUAAGGUGAGAAUAUUUAGUUUCAAUGUCUUGUGCACGUCACGAAAUGUAAUUUUUUUACUUUGAUGUAAGAAAAAGUAUUUCCAAGGCAACUACCAUCUGUGCAAGCCUUUAUUUGUUUAAGCGUAUUGAACUCUAUUUGAACGAUGUAAAGCACAAAUUCAAUGUUUGUUUUGUAGAAAAAAAAAAACAUAUAUUAAUAGUGAUAUAAAGUCCGACUUAAUAUAAAUCUUAUGCAUUGAAGAUAGAGUUUAAUAUAGUACUAAUUAUACCACAAAGUGGUUUCGAGUAAGCAAUAAAGAUUUAACAGAUUUAUACGCUUUUUUUUUGUUUGUUCAAUAGUAUUUAGAUUUACUUCUGCGUUAAUAAAAUAUAAUAAUAACUAUUAAUGCUAUUAAUGACGACAUUGAACUUAAAAAGUAUGUAGGUAAGCUUCAGUUUGGAUUGGAGAAAUAAAUGGUAGGCACGGGUAAUGUCCGUACCAUUUAUCUAUAUAUUAGAUAUUCCAUUGGGCAUUGACGGCGUAAAAGGGUCAUCAUCCAUUUGGACAUCGCCCAUAUCAGUGGGAUAUUUAUGUUCAUUUUGAUCAGGUGUCUCAUUUCGAUAUUAUAUAUUGGAUAACAGCUAUAUAUAUAUUGCUACAACAAUAUAUAUUGCUGUAUAUUACCCAUCCUUAACAAAUAGUAUUAUGGGACAAGUUAGUCUUAUGAAAAUUUUUUGGUAUUGAACAUACAAGUCUGAGAGAUAGCAGCAUUGGCGUAUUCAAGAGUGAUCCAGGUGGUCUGUGCUCACCCUAGUAUUAGCUGGUACCCAGAUUUAUUCUGAACCUAGAGAGGAUCCGUGCAAAGCGUUCAGCUAUUCGCAAAGGUAUCUCUGAGAGUAAAUAUAUGUACCUAUUUCAACCGGCUUCAAAAAGAAAUUUUCAAUUCGGUUGUAUUUAUUUUUUAUGUUUAUUACCUCAUAAUUCAAUCAGUUCUAAACCGAUUUGGAAAAUUCUUUUUUUUUUUGUCUGAAAGGAUAUACUUACAGAGUGGUCCCAUGAAGAUUUUAUCAAAAUCGGUCGAGUAGUUUAACUUUUAAAUUAAAAUAACUGGUUUUGUCACAGUUGAAGUCUGUUUUUUUUUUGUGGGAUCACUAAUUAUUAUAGAACAAGGAAUGGGAGAAUAAUCUUGAAUACAUCAAUGUAAAAUGUUCCUAGUAAUCGUAAGUGUCAAUAAUAAAUUAACCAGACUGAUUGUUAUUAAAAUUUCAAAAAUGUAGCAAUCAGUUUUUUAUACUUAAUAGACACCUCGUCCCACGCGUAUUUCUGACGUUAAUUAACUAUGUACAUGGCUAUUUGAAGGACAUAAUAGUGAAAUUAUUGGAUAUAGAAGCGUUAUGGCAAUGCACGAAUGGUACCACGAUGCAUUCUGUAACAUAUAUGGUGCUGUUUAUUUAUAUCCACAGGUGAUGGCUACCACUUUUUAAGGGAUGAUAGCUUGCUUGCCAUUUUAAUAUGUAUAAAUAAAUCAGCCAGUAUUCUGUAAUUAAUUAAUGAGAAUUUAUAACAAUUCCUAAAAGGAACAAGUAGUCACUAUUCUGUUGAGUAUAACAGAUGCAGAAAUGCUUAAUAUUAAUUUGAAAAUUGUAUCAGUUAUAAAUUAAAUAUAUCUACGUACAGUGUAUCUAUUAUUGUGUGUGAUUCAUAUAGUUUUAACUAGUAUAGUGUCCAGCCCUCUGUAAUAAGUGGCGAACUAAUGUAGCGGUGGAUACGUUAUGGCAUUGGAGAGAAAGAGGAAGACUCUGCAAUUUUCUGUCUUGUUUUAUCCUGGGGCAUACGUGCUGCAAUGAAAAUGUAUCUAUCAAUACAUUGGUUCAAUUGUCUGGGUACAUGUAUAAAUUGAUAUCAUUGGUGAAUAGAUUCUAUGAGUUUUAUGAAAAACAUUUCCCGAUCCGAACUGUUGAUAAUUGUUGUUGGUAAAUGGCAAAUGUUUUUACCAAACAGCCAAAUGGAAUUGUACAGAACAGAUUCUUUGGAAUGCUCCCGUUUAUAACCUACAUCAGUAUUGUCUUUAGAUAAAUAGUAGACAAUGUAUUGGAAGUCUCUCCUUUUAUUAUUUUGCUCAUCGAAUGCUGCCUUACCGUUAUAAAACAAAUAUUUAAUUGAAAUUCACGAUUGGGACUUAAUGCGAUACGAUUACAGGUAAAUAGUACGUACAUAUCUGAUUUAAUUUUUAUGUUUAUUAAAAUUUAGCUAUUUAAUUUUAUCAACUAUGUUACGAUUGUUUCAAAAUAUUCCCUAGAUGUAAACACGAAGUAAAGGGAACUGUAAUUAUAUAUGUGUAUUCACAAUAAUUACUGAUAUUUGUAACUAAUAGCAAUGCUUGGGCGCACUGAUGCGUCCGCAUCAUAAGCCAUAAUAGAGGUAAUUUAUAUUACCCCAAUAUGUUGAUAUAAUUUGGUAUUUUGUUUUUUAUACUUAAUUUUUACGGGAAAGGCUGGAAUGUUUGGUUUACAAUACCAAAGUGUAUAACUGUAAUUUUUUUUUAUAUUUUUUUAAAACCGGUUUUAUAUGCUUAUCGUAAUAUUGGUGCUGAAUAUAACUGUUUUCAUUGAAUAAGUUGGUAACAUAUUUCUAUUAAGGAAAUUAGAAAUAAAUUCACGUGUAUUGUUAUUGAACAAUAAUUUAUAUAUAUUUUAUUAACCAGAGCCAAUUAAAAGAAAUAUGUUAUUGGCGAACACGGAUUUGUUUAUAAUAUCGAAUAAAAAUAAUAUUUGUAAAUUAUUUUUGCCGUGACAUUUGUGAUUUUCUCAUGUGUAUGAUUAAUUGAAUAAUUUUGUUUCAUUCUGUUUAUAAUGAGUAAUGGAUGGCAACACUAAUACGAAUAGCAAUCCGACGUUUAAAAUUAAGAGCAAGCUGUACUAAGUACUUAUUAUUUCCAAUCGCCGCAAGUUUCAUUGGUGUCCCUUAUAACAACUAUUGUCUAUGGUGCAUUUCUAUAAUAAUACUUAGGUAAUUAAUAAACCAAUAAAUAAUAUUUGUGACUUUUUACUUUUUACAUAGCACAAAUAACGUUUUGAAAUGAGUUAUAAAUUUUCUUUCUUUUAUACGUUCUUAUUACUAACUGUAAUCAAUUUUUAAUUUGAUUUUUUUUUGCUUGUUUUUUUUUUUUCUAUUACUUUGACAGUGGAUAAAUCGAAUGAAGUUUAAUUAGUUAUUAGUUUUAGCGGAAAUUCUCAUUCCAAAGAUCUUUUAUUAAUUCCCGUAGCCACUUACAUUGUUUAGUAAACAACUUUUUUUAUUUGCUUUUACAGUUUCUGUGAGGUGUUUUUUGUGAUAUCUAUGUUAUAUUAAUGUAAAUAUUUCAAUACAGUUAUUAUACCAAUAAAUGAUGGUUUAUUCUUUUAGAA
Messenger RNA from Galleria mellonella (greater wax moth), 5128 nucleotides. It is a transcript of the gene Adss, whose product is annotated as adenylosuccinate synthetase. Gene Ontology annotation, biological process: 'de novo' AMP biosynthetic process; IMP metabolic process. Bases 74 to 1429 code for a protein of 451 amino acids. Gene Ontology annotation, cellular component: cytoplasm. The transcript is spliced from 10 exons. NCBI's taxonomy places the organism in Eukaryota, Metazoa, Arthropoda, Insecta, Lepidoptera, Pyralidae. The record is from RefSeq and is a predicted model, not a curated record. Gene Ontology annotation, molecular function: GTP binding; adenylosuccinate synthase activity.